AUGACGCAGCGGACUACAGGGCAGCGAUUCCGGCAGCGCAAACUAUCGACACGGCAGAACCUACCUGUACUGCGCGAGCAUGAAGUCGAGAAGAUCUCUGAUGAUGACGCCGCUCGGCACAUGCCAAAAGUCGAGUCCGGCGUCGACAAAGGCGAGGAGGCUGAACAUCACUUGCAAGCCGUCAUCUCCGCAUCGCAUGCAGCAGCCGUCGGCGGAAAGAUCGCACAGCUCUACAUUCCGACGCCUGAGACAAUACAGAGCACACUGGAAUAUGAGCGACUCUACCCACGGCAGUUCAAGCAGCCGUCGACUUACAUUCGCUUCUCGUCAACCGUCGAAGACUGCAUAGGAUGUCCAUACUGCAUGACUGCCGACGACGAGGUGUUCCUCAAGUCGAUGAACCAGAAGAAGCCGGAAUCGCAGCGAUGCUCAGAAGACCAGUUCGAGGAAGUGAUGUAUUUCUUUGAGGAGACUUCGGCAGCCAAGCAGCCGUUCGCCGCUGUUGACAACCCGCCAGUGGUCUCUUACGAGGAGAUGGAGAGCUCUUUCGAUGAGACCAUCAGUGACAGCUGUAGAAGGUUUGCGCUAGAGAUAUACGAGCACUGGAAGAACCAACGGGUUCUGAAAGGGAACCGCGCGCUGAUGCCAGCUCUGAAGUUUGAGACCAAUGUAGAGACCGACGAUAAUGACCCAUACGUGUGCUUCCGCCGGCGAGAGGUGCGGCAGACCCGCAAGACUCGCGGUCGAGACGCCCAGGUCAUAGAGAAGCUGAAAAAAAUGCGGAGAGAUUUGGAGGACGCACGACAGAUACUGCACGUCUGCAAGCAGAGGGAGUAUUUGGGACGGGAGAAUUUGGCCAACAACCGGAAACUCUUUGAGCAGCGAAUAUUGCUCAGAGACGCCAGAAGAGAGAACGGUAUUAAGGAGGACGACGACCUCCUUGUUGAUCAGAAGCCGGCCCCCAAGCCGAAGACCAAACCCGACCAAACCAACUUGCAACGCCAGAUGUCCGGCACAGCAAAGGCACAGGUCGCGCGCAUGGAUGGCCGCCCUCCGGACUCGGAUCUUGUCUCGCUGGAAGAAGUCACCGAGAAAAAGCAGGAGGAUAUCCACAAGUUCAUGGAGGACCUUGCAUCCAAGCACAGGAACUGGAACAAAGACUGGAGAGACGAGACUUGGAGGCCACUCACCCCGCCGCCGCAGGAACAAGCUCCCCGAUCCAGCUUCCGUGCCGCUACCACUUAUACUUUGCCUACUCCUCCACCGUCAAUAGCAUCGGAAGGCUCCGGCGAGCCGAUGGAUGUUGACGAGCCGACGCCAAAGAUUCUUAACAAAGGGUCAGUCACGGCUCAAUACGCGUCGCCGCCCUUGGAGGCACCUGUGGAGUCUCAACGAUCGUAUCGGCGGCGUAUAGCUCGAGGCGGGCGCCUCGUGAUUGAUCGCCGAGACAUGAAACGGCCAUUCCAGGAAGACGCCGAUGAGCGUGUCCUCGAUCGGUACAAAUACGAUCGAGAAAGUUCGGAAGACGACGAGGUGUACCCGUACGAUCCCUAUGACAAUGCGCACAUAAGAUUCCGCGUCUUGUCCGGAUCGCCCGAUCAGAGUCGGAGCGCGCAACAACAGGCGCAGAUGCGUAGGGGCGUCGCAGAAGCGUCGAUGGCGAAUGGAGCUCUGCAUCCAAACCAUGCGAGGAUGCAAGGUUCGCCGCCGCAGCAGUCCUCCCAGUAG
Messenger RNA from Coniosporium apollinis CBS 100218, 1728 nucleotides. RefSeq lists its product as uncharacterized. The record is from RefSeq and is a predicted model, not a curated record. Bases 1 to 1728 code for a protein of 575 amino acids. The transcript is spliced from 3 exons. Gene Ontology annotation, biological process: regulation of transcription by RNA polymerase II. Lineage: Eukaryota; Fungi; Ascomycota; Dothideomycetes. Gene Ontology annotation, cellular component: piccolo histone acetyltransferase complex.